GUUUAGCGUUGAAAUGCGAAACUUCGUCUGUCUCCAGCCUGAAAGAGUUAAAGGUUAGCUUGAGAGAAGAAAAUAACAGGACUGAAAAAAGGGAACAGCGUUGGAGGGCUUUAACCAAAAAAAGCGGUAGUGAUGUUACGUAAUGCCGUUAUCACGUGACCUCUAAAGCGGAACAACAGAGAAAACUUCGGGGUUCGUCUUUGAGAGGGCAGUAGGAGAGGGCUUCAGGAUGUCUGUACCUGGAAGUUUCGCGGUGCUCCGUGUUUUGUGGCUGCUAUCAGUGUUUGGCACGGUGCUCCCGCUGGACGGUGGCAUGCUCUUUCCCCGGGAGUCCUCCUCCAGGGAGGUGAAGGAGCUGAACGGGCUGUGGGAUUUCAGGGCUGACGGGUCCCCCAACAGGAACGAGGGCUUCGAGAAGGCUUGGUACAAACGUCGGCUGGCAGAGACUGGCCCAGUGAUUGAAAUGCCAGUUCCUGCCAGCUACAAUGACAUCACACAGGACCCCACACUAAGAGAUUUCAUUGGCUGGGUGUGGUAUGAGCGAGAGGUGUUUGUGCCAGCCCGCUGGAUCUCCGAUGAGGGAACAAGAGUGAUUCUUAGAGUGGGAAGUGCUCACUAUUACUCAAUAGUGUGGGUGAAUGGAGAGAAAGUGACAGAGCAUGAAGGUGGCCAUCUUCCUUUUGAGGCAGAGAUUAGUAGUUUAAUCCGCAGGGACCCAACAAAGCCAUGCAGAAUCACUAUUGCUGUAAACAACACUCUAACUUUGGAGACUCUUCCUCCAGGCACCAUCCAGUACAUGAAUGAUCGUACCAGGUAUCCUGAUGGUUUUUUUGUGCAAAACAUCUACUUUGAUUUCUUCAACUAUGCUGGGAUACAUCGUCCUGUACUGUUGUAUACUACUCCUAAGGUGUAUGUGGAUGACAUCAUAGUGGAGACCAACUUCAUGGAUGACACUGGUCUUGUUAGAUACAAAGUAUCUGUUCAAGGUGCUGCAACAGCCACCCUGAAGGUUACUCUGAUGGACAAAGAUGGUCACUGUGUGGCCUCCUCUAACACACCAUCUGGAGUGCUCAAAGUUGUAGAUGUGAAGCUGUGGUGGCCGUACUUGAUGCACGAGAAUCCAGGUUACCUUUAUUCUAUGGAGGUCCACCUAAUAGCAGUCAGUGAGACAUCAACAUAUGAGGAUGUGUAUACUCUGCCAGUCGGCAUCCGCACAGUCAACGUUACCAAGACCCAGUUCCUCGUUAACAACAAGCCAUUUUAUUUCCAUGGUGUCAAUAAACAUGAGGACUCUGAUAUUCGAGGUAAAGGAUUGGACUGGGCCCUAAUUGUAAAGGACUUUAACUUAAUUAAGUGGUUGGGAGCCAACUCGUUCCGUACCAGCCACUACCCCUAUGCUGAGGAGAUCCUGCAGAUGUGUGACCGUCAUGGGAUUGUGGUGAUAGAUGAGUGCCCAGGUGUUGGCAUCAAAGACAUUCGCAGUUUUGGAAACUCCUCUCUGUCUCACCACUUGGUUGUCAUGGACGAGCUUGUGCGCCGGGACAAGAACCAUCCCUCUGUGGUCAUGUGGUCGGUAGCCAAUGAGCCCGCCUCAGAGAUGCCUCCUGCUGAAUUUUAUUUCAAGACUUUGAUAAAGCAUACCAAAGCUCUGGACCAUACCCGACCUGUCACCUACAUCACAGACAGUAACUAUGCCAGGGACAAAGGGGCUCCCUUUGUAGAUGUUGUAUGUGUAAACAGUUACUUCUCCUGGUACCAUGAUCCAGGCCACUUGGAGGUCAUUCCUAUUCAGCUCAACGCUCAGUUUGAGAAUUGGUAUGGAAAAUACAAGAAACCCAUAAUCCAGAGUGAAUAUGGAGCAGAUGCACUUCCAGGGCUUCACAUGGAUCCACCCAUGAUGUUCACUGAGGAGUACCAGAAUGCUCUCCUGCAGAGCUACCAUGAUGUGUUUGACCAGAAGAGGAAGCAGUAUGUUAUUGGUGAACUCAUCUGGAACUUUGCAGACUUCAUGACUGCACAAGCAAUCCAUCGUGUGGUGGGGAACAAGAAAGGUAUUUUUACCAGGCAAAGGCAGCCUAAAGCAGCAGCCUUCAUCUUGAGGAAGAGGUACUGGAGACUGGCUAAUGAGACGGGGAGACUGCCUCCUUGGACUAAAUACCCCUGUUCACUCUGAAACUGUGUUGAAGAUUGAUGCAGAAGUCACAUCAAGUCCCACCAUGGUGACAUUCACCGGUGUAGGCGAUCCACUACUUGAUUCUGUGAGCACGGUGGCAGAACAGACUAAUCUUCUGCUGUCGCUUCUGAGGAUGCAGUAUGAUCAGUAGACUCCUGACUAUUGUUCAUCUAAAGUGACCUUGGAGUCAUUUUCUAUACGUUGAAUGUUUCCCUGUGCUGCUCAUUUAAAUUCAAAACCUGCUGCUAGUUCAGUCAUGGUGAUUAAGGAAUGUUGUUUUGUUGUUGUUGUUGUUCAGAAACGUUUUUCAUAGGUGGACACUUUUUUUUUUUGCCCAAAGUCACUUGAAGUGAAUAUCGUUUACUUUCUGUGGUCUCUCAUCACCACGUCACUGCAAAUCGCUUUCAGUGUGUAUCCAGCUUUACAAGUAUUAUCAGCCAUUCCAGUCACUAUGAAGUCACCCACACCAAAUAAAGAAUAAAAGCAAAGUUAGGCCUGUUUUACAAUAAAGAAGAGCUAGUCUUUGCUAUCUGAUUGUGGUGAUAACAUUAUUUUAUUUUAUUUCUGUUUUAUUUUUGCUUCAAAAAUCUUUCAUUCAAGGCUAAGUACAGGGAAGAUGCAUCAUUGGCAUUGGAUGCUACUUAUAUUGAGUACGCCUUGCUAGCACCAGGAUGAACCCCUUUUUGCCUUCAGAACUGCUUUUACUCUGUAACAUAGAGUCAACAAGGUACUGGAAAGAUUGCUCAGGCAUUUGUCCGUUGCUCAUCCAUGAUAAAAAUCUACUAUUCCACCACCACAUACCAAAGGUGCUCUAUUAGACUGAGAUCUAGUAACUUUGGAGGUCAUGUGAGUAAAGUGAACUCAUUUUCAUGCUCAAAACCAGUUUGAAAUUUGUGAUUUGAGCUGUGUGACAUGGCAUAGUAUCCUGCUGGCAGCAGACGUCAUACGAUGGGUAAGACCGUGAUCCUAAAGGAUCCUGAAUGGACAUGGUCAAUAACUGUACUCAGGUUGGUUGUACUAUUUUAAACUGUGCUCAAUGGCACUCAAAGGCCACUUCAUUAGAUAGAAGGUGUCAUGUGUUUUUCUGUCCUCAAACUGUAUAAAUGAAAAAGGGUGUACUGAAAAUGACUGUCUGGAAGAACAUUCUCUUUCAUGCAAGCAGAUUCUCCUUUUACACUGCAUGUUUAACCAGUUGGGUUCCACAAGGUUAAAUUCUGGGAUAAGUUAUUCUCCUUUUACAAGCUUCCUUUAGCCGCUAUCAAUCAAUCUUUUUCUGGCAUUUCUUAUCAUUUUUAUGCCAGUGACAUUCAACUGUACAAGUCUUCUAUUUCACCAGCUGAAUAGGCUGUCCAUCCUAGUUUGCUGUGAUCAGACAGUGGAUUAAUAUUUCUAAAUAAAGUAUCACACCAACUACAAA
Oreochromis niloticus (Nile tilapia) is the source of this 3590-nucleotide messenger RNA. Its product is annotated as beta-glucuronidase. The record is from RefSeq and is a predicted model, not a curated record. Bases 230 to 2173 code for a protein of 647 amino acids. Lineage: Eukaryota; Metazoa; Chordata; Actinopteri; Cichliformes; Cichlidae. Gene Ontology annotation, molecular function: beta-glucuronidase activity; carbohydrate binding. The transcript has 13 exons. Gene Ontology annotation, biological process: carbohydrate metabolic process.